AUGAAGUUCUCGACUGCUGCCAUCAUCGCCGCACUCUUCGCACUCGCAUCGGCGCAGAACUCGACCGGCAGCGGAGGAAACUCGACCCAGUAUGCCGCCGGUCUCUUGCAGGCCCUCCAGGCUGCCAACUUGACGACCCUCGCGAGCCUCGCCCAGGCCAAUGCGGCAACCCUCCUCCCUCUCCUCCAGAACGGCAACCACACCGUAUUCGCGCCCUCAAACGAAGCGUUCGCCGCCCUCCCGCAGAACGUGACGAGCAACCAGGCCCUCGUCGCCAACACCCUCCUCUACCAUGUCUACAGCGGAGACCUCAUGAGCAACGGCUCGGGACACCAGAUCCUCCGCUCGGCGCUCAACGACUCGAUGUAUGUCCAGCUGCCCGGUAACCAGUCGCAAGUCGGCGUCUUCAUGACCAACGGAAACUCGUCGUCGAACGGCAACAACUCGUCGAUGAGCAUGAUGCCUCAGCAAGUUACCUGGAUCGGCGCGACGCAGAACGUCACCUCGACCAUGGCUACUCAGUACCAGAACUUGAACGUCUACGUCGUCCCCCAGGUUCUCUCGAUCCCGAUGAACCUCACCGCGACCGCCCAAGCCGCCGGCUUGACCAACCUCGUCGGCGCGCUCCAGCAAUACGCUCCUCAGGCCGUCCCCGCCCUUGCGUCCGCGAGGGGAAUCACCGUUUUCGCGCCUGUCGACAGUGCUUUCCAGGCAGCCAUGUCGAUGAUUGGACAGCUUAACCAGACUCAGAUUGCCGAUGUCUUGCUCAACCACGUCCUCAACGGCACCGUCGCCUACUCGACCCAACUCGGCUCGGCAGGCAACCUCACCACCGCCGGCGGCGCCCCAAUCUCCUUCAUGACCAACUCGACCGGUGCUUUCGUCAAGACGAGCAACGCGACGGCUCAGAUCAUUCGUGCCGACAUUCCGAUUAGCAACGGUGUCGUCCACUUGAUUGGGUCGGUCCUCGCGAAUGCCGAGUCGAACCCUCAAGCUGCUGCCUCUGCCGCCUCGUCCGCCUCCAAGGCCGGCGCCUCGCAAACCGGCAUGCAGACCGGCGCAGUCACCGCAACCGGCUCGUCGCCCUCCGGCUCCUCGAAGCCCUCGAGCGGCGCAGGCUCGCUCGACAUCACCAAGUCGCUCACGCUCGGUGGCGCGCUUGCGGCUGUCGGAGCGCUCGUCUUCGCUUGA
Messenger RNA from Rhodotorula toruloides NP11, 1191 nucleotides. RefSeq names its product beta-Ig-H3/Fasciclin. The coding region runs from base 1 to 1191 and encodes 396 amino acids. The transcript has 9 exons. NCBI's taxonomy places the organism in Eukaryota, Fungi, Basidiomycota, Microbotryomycetes, Sporidiobolales, Sporidiobolaceae. The record is from RefSeq and is a predicted model, not a curated record.